GGAAGGCGAUCGCGGGCGCGCGGAAAAGCGCGAACCGCGCCGAAAAUCGUGUCGCCGAGCGCACGGAUUUAUCGCGCGGCGCUCACGGCGCCCGUCCGCGCAGAAUCGAUUUAUUUUGUCGGCACGGUCUGCGCGGCGAACACGGUAGGUUAGUUGACCGCGGGGCCGAGCGAGCGCUGAGCUGACAGUAGGCCGGCGACGUCACAGUGGGCCGGUUCGAGCCUUCCUUCGUUCGAUUCAGGCAGGCUCCUCUAUUCGUUUUACAUGUAGCAAGCAGGGUUGCGGGGUGCAGUUCAGACAUGGGAAGUGAGCAUUACUGCCUGAGGUGGAACAAUCAUCAGAGCAACUUGCUGGGUGUGUUCAGUCAACUGCUGGAGUCGGAGUCGCUGGUGGACGUGACACUGGCGUGCACGGAGGGACCGUCGAUACGCGCACACAAAGUAGUCCUCUCCGCGUGCUCCAGCUACUUCCAGGCCCUGUUCCUCGACCACCCGAACCGUCACCCCAUAGUUAUCCUAAAGGACGUACGUUUCGCCGAGCUACGUACCCUCGUCGACUUCAUGUACAAGGGCGAGGUAAACGUCGAGUACUGCCAGCUAUCGGCCCUCCUCAAGACAGCGGAGAGCCUCAAGGUUAAGGGUCUAGCGGACAUGACGAACAUCAACGCGGCGGUAGCAUCUAGGGAAGAACAGCAGCAACAGCAACAACAACAGCAACAACAACAACAGCAACAGCACACAAGCACCUCUGACACAUCGCGGGAGCAUCAUCGAGAGCGAUCAUCGAGAGAGGAGCAUCAACGAGAAAGAGAGCGAGAGCGAGAGCGAGAACGAGAACGAGAUCGAGAACGAGAUCGAGAUCGGGAGAGCAUAAAGGAAACAAGCGGCAAGGAAAGGGAACGAGAGUCGAACGUCACCAGUGGAGUGUCGACCGGUGCCAAGGAAUGCGAGCAGCAGCAACAGCAGCAGCAGCAGCAAUCCAGCAGCAUCGUUGCGAGCACCCCGAGCGAAACCGCGGAGGCGGUGGACAUGACGGAUUGUCCGCCGUCACCGGCGGGGCCCGGUAGUCCUUGUCCGGGACCGUUAGCCCUCGAUCGACCCAGGAGGGACUCCGAGGAUGCGGCCAGCCUCGAAGAGACGAGGGCCGGCUCUCUCAGCCCGAUCUCGGUGCACAGCGGACCAUCCGACAUGAGCCUCAGCAACAAUACAGGCGGCGGCGCGCCCAGCGGUGUGCUGCCGUUAAACCUGCCGCAGAGCCGACUUCCGUCCCCGCACAGUACCGAGCCUCUCGCCGGCCCGUCGGGCUUACCCCCGGUCCAGCAAGUUCCGCUAUCGCUGAAAAAAGAAAUGGACUGGGAAAGGUCGACCGAGGAGCGCAGCGCGAGUAGCGAGAUAUCCGCCGACUACAGACUCCCGCCAGAUCCGGUCUCGCUUGCCCUUGGACUGGACGCGGGCGGAUGGGGUGCGCUGGUAGAGCGGACGAGCGGAGGCGCCGGCGGCGGCGGCAUCCUCGGCCACGGCGGCUUCACCGGGCUGGCCGGGUUGGCGCGUCGCUGCGGCGUCUGCCUGGCGACGUUCCCGUCGCCGUGGCUGCUGGAGCGGCACGCGUUGCUGCAGCACGCCGGGCAGACCAGCGACGAUAAGCCGUUCACCUGCGAGCAGUGCGGGCAGCGCUAUCGUUACCGGUCCGCCUACGUGAAGCACCGCGAGCAGAAUCAUCGCGCGCGGCUACCGGCGGACAAGCUCUUCACCUGCGACGUGUGCGGCAUGCAGUUCAGGUAUCUAAAGUCCUUUAAGAAGCAUCGGCUGAACCACGCGCUCGAGCGGCUGCAGCGGGCGCCCGAGCCGCAGAGCAGCGUCGUCGUCGUCUCGGCGCCGGCCGAGCGCAGCGACCAGGUCUCGAGUACCGGCGAGCCGUCCCAGGUAGAGACCGGCAGCGACACCACCACGAAUCCGGGCGACGCCGAGGAGAUGCGCGGGGUCUUCUCCGAGGGCGCGCGCGGCGACGAGAGCGUCUCGGAGACCGCGAGCGUCCAGGAGAACCCGGGCGACUCGGUGGAGGUGCAGAUGACGGAGGCCACCGUCGCCGGGACCAUCGCCGGCGGCGGCGGCGGCGGAGGUGGUGGCAGCGGUGGCGGCGGCACCAGCAGCGAAGCCGGCGACGUGGACGACAAUGUCGUCGAUGACGACCGGCACGAGCCGAGCGAGGCGUCGAUACUCAGCCUCGCGCGAACCGUCACUCGCGAGGCCGAUCGCCGCGAGCGGCGCUUCGCCUGCCCGUUCUGCGGCAAGUGCGUCAGGUCCAAGGAGAACCUCAAGCUUCACGUGCGCAAGCACACCGGCGAGCGGCCGUUCGUCUGUUUGUUCUGCGGUCGCGCCUUCGGCGGCAAGAGCGACCUGACCAGGCACCUGCGCAUCCACACCGGCGAGCGGCCGUAUCACUGCGAGAUGUGCGGCAAGUGCUUCGCCCGGGCUGACUAUCUUUCCAAGCACCUCACCACGCACAUCCACCAGCGCUAACGCGACCGUGACUCGGCUCACCCGCCUGCUCUUUCUCUUCCUCCUCCUUCGCGGAGGGGACGAGGAGCAGCGACGCGACGACGACGCGCCUCCUCUCCGGCGCGUCCUUCCGCGGCCGUUGCGGGGAGACUCGAGGACUGAUCUCACCGACUAUAACGUCUAACGUUAUACGUACACGUCAAUAAGGAGAAUGGGCGAAAUUAAUACGGACGUUAAUUCCCUCCCAAACGCACCCAGCUAUAUUCAGCCAACAUACAAGCCAGCUGUCGCACGUGGGAGCAAUAGCCGCGAAGAACGAGUAUCUGGCAGUUACGAAUUAUUUUCUCCCUCUUCUUCCCACGACGAAAGACAAAAAUUCGCUCUCGGAAGUGGAAGAGUGCCGCGAGGCGGUAACGGCAAUAAUCCUUGGCGCUGUUCAACUGACUUCGUUAAAGUCCGAAUCUCUUGGUACACUCGAUCAGAGACCUCGAGCCUCGCGCAACGGCGCACCGCCGCCACCCUUUGGAAGGCCCGUUCGUCUUCUCGCGAAGAGUGCGAGCCGCAGAUGAAACCGCUCCUACGACUCUUACCUAAGAAAAGGGAAGAAGGAGUCGCAAAAAGAGAGAAGGGAAGAGAAACGACGGACCGCCGAAUCUAUUCAUCGUCGCCGGCCCAACAAGACGCGUCAAUUACGAAGAUACUAGGGAGAAACGUAGUAAAUCGCGACCGCGCGCGAUCCCCAUUACUACUACCAGUACGUCUCUGACGAUGGUUUCUGCGCUACGAUAGUGAGACUAACUUGUGAUAAAGGAUAUGAAACCAAAAGGGGGAGAAAGAACGACAAAAAAAAAA
Messenger RNA from Monomorium pharaonis (pharaoh ant), 3350 nucleotides. It is a transcript of the gene mamo, whose product is annotated as longitudinals lacking protein, isoforms H/M/V. The record is from RefSeq and is a predicted model, not a curated record. NCBI's taxonomy places the organism in Eukaryota, Metazoa, Arthropoda, Insecta, Hymenoptera, Formicidae. The transcript is spliced from 4 exons. Bases 300 to 2519 code for a protein of 739 amino acids. Gene Ontology annotation, cellular component: nucleus. Gene Ontology annotation, biological process: regulation of transcription by RNA polymerase II. Gene Ontology annotation, molecular function: protein binding.